AUGGACCCCAAAGUCACUGGCACAGCCGAGCCUUAUGUGGUGGAGAGCAAGGAGGGAGACUCGGACGCCACGCCCGAGAAGAGACACUCCCUUACCGGCGAUGUCUUCGUCGCCGACCAUGGCGCGGACACGGAGCUGCGUCGCAUUCUCUCCACUCGCCAUUUAACCAUGAUUGCCCUUGGAUCAUCCAUCGGCAUGGGUCUUUGGCUAGGUUCCGGUACUUCACUUGUGGAUGGUGGUCCUGCAGGCAUCUUUUUGGGCUACCUUCUUUCCGGCUUCAUGAUCUGGUCCGUUGCCCACUCCAUUGGCGAGAUGGCCGUCAUGUAUCCUCUGCCUUCUGCUUUUGUGCAAUGGUCGGGAAAAUUCGUCGAUCCCGCCGCGGCCUUCGCGCUGGGCUGGGCAUAUUGGUUUUCGUUUUGCAUCACUAUCGCGAACGAACUGCAAGCUGCAAAUACUAUCCUCAGGUUCUGGACAGACGAGGUCCACGUAGCGGCCUGGAUCGUCAUCUGGUUUGUUGUCAUCGUCUUGGUCAACGUUGGUGCGGUCACCCUCUUUGGCGAAAUCGAGGUCGUUUGCAGCACGAUCAAGUUCUCCUGGAUCUUUGUUGUCAUCAUCUCGCUCAUCGUCGUAUCUGCUGGCGGUGCCCCGGAUCAGGAGCCUACUGGCUUCCGUUACUGGAACUCGAUGCCGUUUACCAACGGCUUCAAGGGUUUCUUAGCUGUGAUGCCGACUUGUAUCUUCGCCAUGGCUGGCUCUGAGAACGCUGGCCUCGUCGCCGCCGAGACCGCCAACCCUCGCAAGAGUGUUCCUCGCGCUGUGGGCUCCAUCUGGCUCCGUCUUGCAACGUUCUACCUUCUCGGCUCGCUGGUGGUCACUAUAACCGUCUCGCCGGAGGACCCUGACCUCUUUGGUGGCGAAGGCACUAAUGCUUCUCCAUUUGUCGUCGCGUACCGCAAUGCCGGCAUUCCCGUGCUUGCUCACUUCAUGAACGCCAUUAUUCUUCUGUCAGUCAUAUCCUGCGGUACCAUCUCCUGCUACGCGGCUGCCCGUACGACCAUGGGCCUCGCCUACCUUGGCAUGGCACCCAAGGUGUUCAAGAAGGCCGACAAGACCGGUCGUCCGUGGUGGGGUCUCAUCCCAACGUUCAUCGUCGGACUCGGUCUGGCAUUUUUGAACGUCUCUGAAGACGGCGCCACCGUUUUUGGAUGGCUAUCAUCUCUGACCUCGCUCUUCACCCUCUUCGGCUGGGGGAUGAUCUGUCUCUCGCACAUACGCUUCCGCUGGGCGUGGAAGCUCCAGGGACGGGACCCUUCGGAGCUGCCGUGGAAAUCAUGGACCUAUCCCUACGCGGCUUGGUUCGGUCUCACGAUGUGCAUUGUGCUCAUCAUCGUGCAGUUCUACCUCGCCGUAUGGCCUCUUGGUGUUGCUCCUAACGCGGAGGAUUUCUGGGCCAGGUAUAUCUCGGUCCCUCUGAUUAUUGUGCUGUAUAUCAUCGGCAAGUUGAUGUACAAGACGCCCAAGUGGGUGGACCUCAGCACCGUCGACUUGGACUAUGGUCGUCGCUUCUACGCUGAUGAGGGUCCGGAGAAGAAGGGCAACGUUAUGGUCCGUGGUCUCAAAGCUAUCUUCUCUUAA
Cyphellophora europaea CBS 101466 is the source of this 1635-nucleotide messenger RNA. RefSeq lists its product as uncharacterized. Bases 1 to 1635 code for a protein of 544 amino acids. The transcript is spliced from 5 exons. Gene Ontology annotation, cellular component: membrane. Gene Ontology annotation, biological process: amino acid transmembrane transport. Lineage: Eukaryota; Fungi; Ascomycota; Eurotiomycetes; Chaetothyriales; Cyphellophoraceae. The record is from RefSeq and is a predicted model, not a curated record. Gene Ontology annotation, molecular function: amino acid transmembrane transporter activity.